Molecule: messenger RNA, 1662 nt
Organism: Dendrobium catenatum
Lineage: Eukaryota; Viridiplantae; Streptophyta; Magnoliopsida; Asparagales; Orchidaceae
Product: F-box protein At4g00755-like
Exons: 6
Coding region: 184-1281 (365 amino acids)
Molecular function (GO): protein binding
Source: RefSeq, a predicted model, not a curated record
GGGUAAAUUGUUCCAUUGAAAUUGGGAACGGAGCAUCCGUCUUCGGGUCCGUUUAGCCUGUCGGUGCACACAGAGUUUCCCCAUCCAUUUGUUAGGUUUAUCCAGUUGUCUUCCGGUGUCGUCUCCUUUGAUCUCGUCUGUAACUUGGAAUCUCGUUGAUAGGUUUCCUAAGGGUCGCACGGUAUGGAGUUUUGCCUUGAUUUCGUGGAGUGGCUGGGACCAGACACUGCCUCCAGCGUGCUCAUGCUUCUGGAAGAUCCCGCUGAUCUUGUGCGAGCCAGCGCCGUUUCUCGUUCUUGGCGGCGGUUUGUUAUUGAAAAUGGUUUUUGCAAGAGUUUUUGCUCAAGAAUAUGCUCUGAGGCCUCAAAUUUGAGACGUGUAAUUGAAUCUAGUAGCAUGCAGACUUCAGAAGUUGGUUCUAGUGCUGGUGCAGAAUGGAGGAGUUUAGAAAGAGAGCACAGGGUAUAUUCAUAUUUAAGCCACUGCAUGUUUUCACCUGUCGCAAAAAGAGACUGCAUUCUUGAGUCAAUCUGUGCCUCCAGCACUGAUAAUAUUCCAGACGAGGGCAUUGAAAACACACUGGAACCUAGGGAUCGUGUUGACAUGAGACCUUCAUACUGGUCAAGUGGUGGACAAAAAAAUCCUGAAGUACCUGAGACAUUAACUUACAGUUUGCUUUCAAAGUUGUGUGUUAUCAGUGAGAUAAAGAUACAGCCGUUUGAAGCAUACUUCCAGUACGACAAUCCCAUAUAUUCAGCAAAAUUUGUAAGGUUUCGGAUGGGUUAUUGCACGGUACCUUCCGAGUCUUUUAAUGAUGGUCAAAUUAGUGCAGGUGAUAAUUAUAAGUGGAUCUAUGUUUCACCUGAAUUUCCAAUGUUGCAGGAAAAUGCCCUGCAGUCUUUCAAACUUCCUAGCCCCGUUCUUUGCAUUGGCGGAAUAUUGCAGAUUGAAUUGUUGGGUAGGGUUCAAGCACAAGAGAUGGAUGGUUUAUAUUAUAUAUGUGUGUGCCACGUUGAAGCUCUCGGCUACUCUCUUACACCCCAACUGGACGUGGAAAUCAACACAGUUGGUGACGAGAUUAUUCUAAAAUACCUCCCAGAAGCUGCAGCUUGUUCCUCAACUGGAGCCCAAGAUUCCUCUAGCUGGCAUGCUUUGAAGGAAAGAAUCAAGCAUCUGCAAGCUAGAGCAAGGGAUGGAUGGCACUAUCCACUUAUUAGCACCUUCCUUGGUGCCAUGGAAAGUGACUUAGAAGAUGACGAGCCACCGCUGGGUUACUGGUAGUGUGAGUAGUAGGAAAAAUUAUCCUGUGCGGAGUCCAGACUUCAAUGAAAAUGCACGACGUCUGGUACCGAGCUUAGUACCGAGAGGCACCGAGGUUCGAUACCGCUCGGUAUCUAAGUGUAAACCGGACGGUUCUUCCAUCCGGUGCCCACACAGAAUGACCUCUCUAUAAUUGAUAAUGCCUGCUAUUUAUCUUGCUUGAUAUUACCAAAUUGUCACAUUAUAAGAAUAAUGACCUUUUUUAUAUAUUUUAAAGUUUUGUUACCUCCAAUGAUUCCAAUUCAUGGGAGGAAAUGGAUAUCAUGAAGUGGUUUAUUCUAUAAGAUUGGUGUAAUUUACAUUUUGGCUUUGCGUAAUAUGUAUUUUACAACUUUAACCUUA